GCCCCCACACACUUUCUGUCAUCAGGGUCGGGAAGGCUGAUGGGAUGAGCACUUAACCACACAGAUUCAGAAAACAGCCUGUUGGCUGAGAGGAGCAGCUGGGCUCACAGUCGACGGAUCAUCCAGGAUGGCCAGACGGAGACGAGGACGAAACAGCAACGGGCAGAACCAACAGAACCGGAGAGGAGGAGGAGGAGCAGGAGGAGGCUCUCGAGCGGCUCUGCGAGAGCCAGCGCCCUUUGCCAAGCCAACAGGUUGUGAGUCAGACAUCUCCCUCGACAAGCUGACAAUUGCUCAAGCAAGGAAGGGAACCCCAGCUCAUCGUCCUGUGCGAGUCUACGCUGAUGGGAUCUUUGAUCUUUUCCAUUCGGGACAUGCUCGAGCUCUAAUGCAAGCCAAAACGGUGUUCCCCAACACACACCUGAUAGUCGGAGUUUGCAGCGAUGAACUCACUCACAAGUUUAAAGGAUAUACUGUGAUGACGGAGGAUGAGCGUUAUGAAGCCCUUCGGCACUGCCGUUAUAUUGACGAGGUGGUGCGCGAUGCUCCCUGGAGUCUUACCCCAGAGUUCCUCCACAAGCAUAAGAUUGACUUUGUGGCCCACGAUGAUAUCCCGUACACGUCAGCUGGAUCAGAGGAUGUUUAUAAGCACAUCAAGGAAGCAGGAAUGUUUGUGGCCACGCAAAGAACAGAGGGAAUCUCCACAUCAGAUCUGAUCACCCGUAUUGUCCGGGACUACGACAUCUAUGUUCGCCGCAACCUGCAGAGAGGCUACACCGCUCGUGAGCUGAACGUUGGCUUCAUUAAAGAGAAUAAGUAUCGGCUCCAAAACCAGGUGAACAAGAUGAAAGAGACGGUCCGAACAGUGGAGGAGAAGUCGAAACACUUUGUCAACAGGGUGGAGGAGAAGAGCCAGGACCUCAUCCUCAAGUGGGAGGAGAAGUCUCGAGAGUUCAUCAGCAACUUCCUGGAGCUGUUUGGACCAGACGGAGCUUGGCAUGCAUUCCAGGAGCGAGGCGGCCGAAUGCUCCAGGCAUUCUCACCCUAUUCGUCCCCCCGCGGCUCCCCCAGCAGCAGUCCCACCAGGCAGCGUUCUGUUUCAUCUGAGUCACUCUCCUCCUUCGCCUCUCCUCCUUCCUCCCCAUCAUCCACACCUUCCCGCAAAAAGAAAACACGCUGCUCCCUUAAAACGGGAAGCCACUAGUCAUCAGUUUGGUAUUGAAAGUGGCUAAUAGUGGGGAUUAAUGUGUAUAGAUUGAGCUUGUUAAUUUAUUAAGAUGUUAUUAAAGUGUGAGUCAAUUAUAUAAUAAUGUAAAUUAUUUACAUUAGUUGACGAGCAAAAAUAAAACCUUUUAAAACUUGAAUUUGGAUUAAAAAAUGUGGGGAAAAAUACGUAUUAUGUUUGUUCAGACAAAAGACAAAACUCCCAAAUAUACUCUUCUAAACUCCCCCCCCCCCCCCCCCCCCCCCCAGUGAACAAAAAUAUCAAGUACUGCUUCAAAUGGAAUACUUAAUUGGCAUAAAUGUUGGGAGAAAAUUUGUUUCUGAGUAAAAAAUAUAAAACACACAAAAGCACCCCAAAACAUCUGGAUCUUGUAUUUUACAAGCUUAUGGAUCAAUUUGUGAACUAACUCACCAUAGAGCAUUAUUAAACACGGUUUUAUAGGCUUCA
Nothobranchius furzeri (turquoise killifish) is the source of this 1672-nucleotide messenger RNA. Its product is annotated as choline-phosphate cytidylyltransferase B. The record is from RefSeq and is a predicted model, not a curated record. Gene Ontology annotation, molecular function: phosphatidylcholine binding; choline-phosphate cytidylyltransferase activity. NCBI's taxonomy places the organism in Eukaryota, Metazoa, Chordata, Actinopteri, Cyprinodontiformes, Nothobranchiidae. Gene Ontology annotation, biological process: CDP-choline pathway.